Astyanax mexicanus (Mexican tetra) is the source of this 2383-nucleotide messenger RNA. Its product is annotated as major histocompatibility complex class I-related gene protein-like. Bases 1277 to 2326 code for a protein of 349 amino acids. The transcript is spliced from 8 exons. The record is from RefSeq and is a predicted model, not a curated record. Gene Ontology annotation, biological process: immune response. Gene Ontology annotation, cellular component: external side of plasma membrane. NCBI's taxonomy places the organism in Eukaryota, Metazoa, Chordata, Actinopteri, Characiformes, Acestrorhamphidae.
UAAUAUAACUGAUAUAGUUACACACACUGACACGUCAUGCCGCACCUUAUACCCUCCUCCACUAACAGAACUAGCCCGCCGACCCUGUAUUCGAACCAGCUAACACAGUCAGGCAGCGUUAGCAGCCCCCUCGACAUUUAACUGUGGCAGCUAAGCUAACUAACGCUAAGCUAGGCUAACGUUAAGAUAAUUAACGCUAAGAUAACUAACGCCAAGAUAACUAACGCUAAGAUAACUAACGCUAAGAUAACUAACGCCAAGAUAACUAACGCCAAGAUAACUAACGCUAAGAUAACUAACGCUAAGAUAACUAACGCUAAGCUAGUCUUACGCUAAGAUAACUAACGCUAAGCUAACCAACGCUAAGCUGGGCUAACGCUAAGCUAAGAUAAGCUAAACUAUCGUAACUAGGUUAACUGUGUUUUUCCAACAGUGGAGCUACAAAUAUCAUUUUUUAUUCAACAUUUAGACUAAUGCAUGUCAGGUUUCCUCAGGAUUUAACCGACGAGUACCGGUUUUCCCACAGAACAGUAAACCGAGCACUAUUUCGCGUAUUUCUCUCCCGUUAUUAACAUACUUUCAGUUUCGUUUGCAUCGUUGCUGACUGGUUCGCGAGUAGACUCUGAGUCGACUCUUUUCUUUGAUUAGAUCUCGUGACGCUGUAGUGUUAAUGGUUUUGUAAGACAAUCUGUGCCAUCGUUAGUAUCAGCUAAUGCUUACUGAGAUUUUAUUUUAUUGUUGAUGCACUUUAAAAGUGAAACAUCUGAAGUUUUCAACAUAAACAUUUUAAUAUAACAUUAUAGUCAUUGUGUAUUUUAGAAAAAUGCGUUUUGGGGAGGAGGAGUGUAGUGCACUACUAAGCUCCUGUGGUGUGGCCUUAGCUUUUGUCUUUAAUUGUAUUUUUCUCCCUUACAUUACUUAUUUUUUACAUUAUGUAGUUUUGAAUCCAGUACUAUACUUGUACCUAGGUAAUUAUUGUGAAUACUUUUGACACUUUUGGUGAUGCUAAAUAAAGAGUCGUUUGGGAGCUGAACGACUCAGCGUUUAGUUGGUGCUGCUGUAGUGUUGUUUAGCUCUGCUGGUGAAAUAGUGAUGAUUCUGAAGAUUCGGAUCAUGUGUCGAACACAGUUCACUUUGAAUCACUACAUCAGUGUUUGGUUCGUGUUUCAGAAAAAUCACGUGAUGUCAGCUUUCUUCAGUAAGGAAACGAGAGGGGAAGUGAAACAAUAACAGAUCAAUAGAUAAGAUUAGACUAUGAUAAACUAGGAGAUUUAAUAUGAAAUGUAUCCAUGUACAGCGUGAUAAACAGAGGAUUAAUCCUUCACAAUUACACAAAAAGUAUGUGCUGAGCACCAUGUACACUGUGACACAAGUCUCCUGCCAACCCAAGUUCACGGCUGUGACUGUUGUUAACGAACAGCAGAUUACCCGUUUUGACAGCGAGCAUAACAUGCUGAUUCCCACCCAGGACUGGGUAAAAGAGGCCUUAAAGGACUACCACUGGAACAACUACAGCCAGAUACACUUGUCAGAAUUUGCAAGACUGCGAGAAGAACUAAACGCUACAAUGAAGAGCUUAGGACACACAGACAGUGUUCACACGUUCCAGAGGAGGUCUGGGUGUGAGUGGGAUGAUAAAACUAGUCGUGUUCAAGGCUUUGAUGAAUAUGGAUAUGAUGGAGUGGACUUCAUAUCACUGGAUCUGGAUCAGAUGAAAUAUGUCCCUCGCACAGCACUGGCAAAAGCCACUGCUGAGAGGUGGAACAGCGACGACAAUUUGCUUAAGUUUCAGAGGCAUUACUACAACACUGACUGUAGCAAUUGGCUAAAGAGGAUUGGGAGGGUCCACCUGAAGAAAACAGGAAAUAUCACAUUUUACCAGAAAAAGGCCUUUUCUCCUGUGGUCUGCCAUGUCACUGGUUUCUGUCCCAAAGCAAUGAAGAUCUCCUGGCGCAAAAAUGGAAAAGAUACAACGGAUAACGUCUCGAUUGGAGAUAUUUUACCUGAUGGUGAGGGAACAUAUAUAAGGGACAUCUCCAUCUUCAGCGAUGAAUUGGACGUAAGCAAGUUCACCUGUGUCGUGGGGGACAGCUUCAAGAAUCUGAGCAGGGAUUCCCUGAACAAACCAGGAAACAGCUUCAAUACUGGGCCUAAUGUAGCUGUUAUUUCCAGCACUGUCAUCUUAUUUACUUUGGGUUUUUCAAUUAUUACUGUCGUUGGCUUCUUCUACUUCAGGCGCAGAAGACCUGAUCAUUCCAGAACAGAUGAAGAAAUGCCACAUGUAGAAAUACCAUUGCGACAACAAGUACAAGAUUGUAAGGCCUAAUUGAGAGGAUUACAUCUGACAUCCGGUAGACCUCUGACUGGACAACUGAUUGGGGGG